AUGCUCAUCGACUAUCUGGGUUACUUCUUCCAGGUUGGGCCCCCAGCAUGGGCUAUCAAUAACUGGUGGCUCAUUCUCAAGACAGUCACAACGAUCGUUAUCAUCACAAUCAUCAAGCUAUGGACUGCCGGUUCGAGCAAUUCCUCCGAGCGGAAUAUGCACGGGAGGGUGGUAAUGAUAACAGGCGGGACGUCCGGCAUAGGUGCCCGGGCGGUCUUCGAGCUGGGGCGGCGCGGAGCACAGGUAGUACUGCUCACACAAACCCCCGUGUCGGACCCCUUUCUCGUCGAAUACAUUGGUGAUGUGCGUGCGCAAACCAAAAACGAGCUCAUCUACGCCGAGCAGGUCGACCUCUCUUCCCUACACAGCAUCCGAAAGUUUGCGACAAAGUGGAUUGACAACUCCCCGCCGCGGAGGCUGGACAUGAUUAUUCUCUGCGCCGCGACCAUCACGCCUCCCGGUAAGAAGAGGAAGCUGACGGUUGAAGGCAUUGAGGAAACGUGGAUGGUGAAUUACCUCGCCAACUUCCACCUCCUUUCAAUCCUGAGCCCGGCCAUCAAGGCACAGCCCUUCGACCGCGACGUCCGCAUUAUCUUCACGACAUGCUCCUCAUAUAUUGGCUCGCCGCCACUUAACGAUGCUCUCAGUAAAGAAGGCUGGUCCCCCGGUGCGGCAUACAGGCAGAGCAAGCUGGCAUUGAUGGUAUUUGGCAAGGCGUUCCAGAAACACCUGGACGCUUACAAGCGACCGGAUCAACUGCCAAUGAACUCCCGCGUUAUAUUCGUGGAUCCUGGGUUUACCCGCACGCCAGGAACGCGGCGCUGGCUUACGCGCGGCUCGCUGUGGGGACUUUUUGUCUAUCUCGCCGCCUAUUUCGUGCCGUGGUUGUUUCUCAAGAGCCCCGAUCAAGGUGCGCAGUCAUUGCUCUUUGCCGCCAUGGAACCGGCACUAGGUCGUGGCGCGAGCGGUAGACUAAUCAAGGAAUGUCGCGAGGUUGACUUUGCGCGUCUGGAUGUCACCGACGAGGAGAUGGCCAAGAAGCUAUGGGAGGAGAGUGACAAGCUGAUUGAGAAGACGGAAAAGGAGCAGGCAGUUGCUAGGGCAAGGCAGAAGAAGGCAGAGGAAAAGAAAUCCCAGGAAACCAAAGAGGCGGAGAAGGCUAAAGAGGUCGAGUCUCUCGUCGAUGCCAUCAAAAAGGGAAAGGAAGCCCAAAAAUCAAAGGAGCCCAGCACGGUCAUAUACAACCGGUACUGUCUGACCCAGAACAUGCUCAACGCCGCCACCGCUGCCACCGCACCGACAGCGAUGACGAAUCACACCGCAACGCUGCCGCCUCCUCCAAGGCCUCUUCACCUCCAGGCCACAUGGGAACGACAAGCCGAGGCAGCGCAGCAGAACGCUUCUGUCAGGCAUCCCGUAUUCUUUACCGAAAGAUUGCGGAGACCGCCCAUGGUUCUGAACCCUGGGAUGGGACUCAGCCCGGUUGCGCAUGGCUACGUCUAUCAGGACGGACGGAGGGCUGACGGGACCAUGGCGCCGAAGCUAUGA
Molecule: messenger RNA, 1548 nt
Organism: Colletotrichum truncatum
Lineage: Eukaryota; Fungi; Ascomycota; Sordariomycetes; Glomerellales; Glomerellaceae
Product: oxidoreductase C19A8.06
Source: RefSeq, a predicted model, not a curated record